CUUUGUUGGCAUCACUGGAGAAAGUAGAAGUAUUCGCCUGCUUCUUUGGAGCUUGUGCAUCCAACUUGCCGAAAUAUAUAAUAAGUCGAUAUAUUUCUCAGAGGAGUUCUCAGGUCUGUUAAAUGAGUUUACUUCAAUGCUGGAGCUUGCUACAGAAGACAAGCCUCUGUUAAUUAGUUUGGAUGGUUUGGAAGAAUUAUCUGAUGACUACAAUGCUCAAAAUCUAUCCUGGUUUCCCAGAGAACUGCCAAAGAAUGUCUAUAUCAUUGUAUCCAUGACAGUUGAGGAGAAUCAGGCAGCACUAAAGAUUUUAAAGGAAAAUGGGAACAUUCUUGAUAUCCCACCACUCACUUCUGAGGAAAUAGAGGAAAUGAUCAGUUCUUGGUUGAAGAAAGACCAUCGGAAACUGACAGCUGACCAAUGGGACUUACUACUGGAAGCUUGCAGUGGGUGCCCUACUCCUCUCUAUCUCCAGUGUGCAUACAGGGAGUCUCUACACUGGCAGUCCUGCACACCGGUCUCAGACAUUUAUCUACCACAAAGUCUGCAGCAGUUGUAUUCAGCAAUUCUUAGUAGAUUGGAGAAGGAACAUGGGAAAGAGCUUGUGAAGAAAGUAGCAGGAUUACUGACAUUGUCAAGAAAUGGUGUCACAUUUGCUGAAAUGAUUGAUCUUCUCUCUUUGGACCAGAUGGUCAUGCAAGAGAUCAGGCAAUUCCAAAAUGUUUCUCUCUGUAAGGUGCCCACAGUAAUCUGGAUGAAGCUUCAGAGAGACUUGAAAAUCCACAUAGUAGAGCAGAGGACUGACAACACUCACACAUUUAACUGGGCCCAUUCAGCAUUGAAAUUUAACUGUUUGAAGAGGUACCUGGCAUCAAAAGAUGAUCAGCUCUCUCUGCACUCAACUAUAGCAAACUAUUUUUUGGGAAAAGUAUCUGUCCUCUCUGGAAAGUCGAGCAUCUGUGGCCCAGAGGAUCUCAAUGGCCAGCCCCUGGCUUGGGUUUGCGGAGAAGAUUCUGAAGUGAGUUACACCUUCAACCUCCGAAAACUGAAUGGGGUUCCUUACCACCUGCUGCAGUCCCCGAGCCAAGUGCCAACUCUGUUAACAGAGUGUCUGUUUAAUUUCGAGUUCUUGCUGCACAAGGUAUGGGGUUUGUCCGUCAUCAGCGUGGAAGAGGACCUGAAGGGAGCAAUGACACUAGAAAGGAAAGUUGAUGACUUAAACAUACUGAGUGAAGCUAUCGAGUUGUCUAAAAGGGUCUUGCUUCAGGAUCCACGCCAGCUGGCUUCACAACUCCUCGGUCGCCUUCAGCAGAUCGUUACAGAAGAUAAACCAGUAGCUCCAGAUGACCCAAGAAAAUACCCCUAUCUUCUGCGUCUGCUGAGUCAGUGUCAAAGAUCUUCAAUCCCUUUCCUUGUGCCUUCAUUUACCUGCCUAUUGCCCCCAGGUGGUUUGAUGUACAAGACAUUGACGGGUCACACUGACAGGAUUACAGCUGUAACAGGUUUCCAGAAAGGUCUUCAAGCUAUCACUGCAUCUCGGGAUAGGACGCUGAAAGUAUGGGACCUGACCAGUGGCAAAGUUCUGCAUACGGUUCAUGGAGUUGGCAAAAACAUAGACUCCAUUACUAUGUGCAGGCAAAAUACACUGGCUGCAGUUACCGAGAACAACUCUCUCCAAGUCUGGGAUAUCCAUUCCGGAAAGCAGAUAUUUACAACCAGUAGCUCUCUAGAUCCUCCUAUAGUAAGAUCAGCUUUGGAUGGACAACAUUUGCUGGCCUUUUAUGAUGGAAGCCAUUCUGUUAAGAUUUUUGACCUGUCUAAUUGCUGCACACUGCUACACCAAGUGGACCUAUCACCGGAGAAUGACCCCAUACACAAGGAUCACACUGUUUUGGUAUCUGAGAACUCAUUGAAUGAUCAAAUUCUUUUUGCCUAUCGGAGUGGAAAAGAAGCUAUGGUGUUGAGUUCUAAAAAGGGAAAGGUCGUUGCCAAGCUGCCAGCCAGUGAUGCAGCAGCAUCCAUCCAAGGAGUGGCAGUCACCAAAGAUUAUUUCCUAGUAGUCUGCAGGUAUCCAUGCUCAAGGCUGCGUGAAGUGCUCCACAUUGAACUGUUUGGGACAUGCCUUGACUUGCGUUUCUGUCUGGCAAUCUGCAAUGGAGAGAACUUUCUGCGGGUGUGGAACCUAGCUUUGAGGAUAAAUGAUCAGUCGCUAGCCAUCACUACAAAUAAUAUGAAGAAGGCUGAAGGCAUUGUAGAAAUCACUCCUAUGAAGAAUAAUCCCAGUUAUGCUGUAUGCAGGAGCUUAAAUUCUGAAGUUAUAUCGAUCUGGAACAUAAGAAAAUCCAAGCAUAAGGGGCAGGCAGUCCAAGUGGAGAGGGGUUUGGUUGACAGAACAAACAUUGUACUGGUGAGAGAUACAAAACUCUACAUCCUUUCAGAUAAAGGCACAACCACUCAUGCUGAAAUACCUCGGCCCAUUUUCCAGACUCUCCUGAUGUAUGAUCUUCUAAAGAAAAAAUACACAACAAAGUUGACUGGCCUGCACAUUAUCCCAAGCCCUAAACAUGAAUACAGAAUCUUGGAAGGGGAUCUACUCCUUGGGUUAUCUGAAUACAGGGAUCACCUUGUUAUCUGGAACUUGAAGACUGGAUUUAUCAAAGAACGGAUCCGGCCCACGUACAAAGACCAACUUCCCCUGUUAAAUGGUCUUUCUUCUCACUCAAAGGAUGACUUCUACAGAGAGCUUCUGACGAAGCGUAAAAAAAGAAAAGGGUCAGGUAGUUCUGUAGCUUUUAUGACCCCAUGGGACAAACGUAAUGAAACCAAGACUGCACGAAAGAGAAGGCUGGAAAAGGAAGUGAAGCAGGAAAUCACAAUAUUGCAAGAGUUCUGUAAAGAGAAAUCCAACCCCAUUGAUCAGUAUCUUCUAAGUGGGAAUGAGAAGGUGGUCGUCUGCUCCUACUUUGCACACCAUCUUGCUGUUUUUAAUUUGGAAACAGAGACUCAUACACACACCCUCGAAGACAAGUCAUCUAUGUUGUUCUUGCACAACGCAGCACUAACGAACAGUGGCACCUAUCUUGUGCUGUCAAACUACAAUGAUUCGGAGAAAGUUAGUUAUGUUACUUUGUGGGAUUUGUGUGCUGGCAAGGUUAAAAAACGUUUAAAAAAUGAACCGAAUGUGUGUUGCACUGCAAUAACGAACUCUGCUGACCGAAUAGUGUUUGGAGUUGUGGAAGCAAACAGACUCAAGGUGUGGGAUCCCUUCAGAAAAGGACACAAGUCUAUCCCUGGUUACAAAAACCUUAACUUUGGUACAAACAGUGCAGUGCACUUGAUAGAUGGUGGAUCAAAAGCUAUUGUUCUGGCAGGUGAUCUAAGUGUAUGGGAUCUAGAUGGUGGGACUGUACUAUCAAUUUUUACUCCUGACAAUGCCAUUACGACCAUGACUCUAGCAAAUGAAAGCAACCUCAUUCUUGUUGGCAUGAGCAACAACCCUGUCCUCAUCACCUUAAAGCUGACAUCAAAUAAUAAAGUUCAAUUAAAUUCAGGAGGAGAUAUGUUUGGAGAAGCAUCCAGUAGCAAUGAAGAUGAUGAAAAUUACAAAUAA
Mobula hypostoma (lesser devil ray) is the source of this 3610-nucleotide messenger RNA. RefSeq names its product NACHT domain- and WD repeat-containing protein 1. The transcript has 18 exons. Lineage: Eukaryota; Metazoa; Chordata; Chondrichthyes; Myliobatiformes; Myliobatidae. The coding region runs from base 137 to 3610 and encodes 1157 amino acids. Gene Ontology annotation, molecular function: protein binding. The record is from RefSeq and is a predicted model, not a curated record.